GCGCCUGCGCAGUGACGAGGCCACCGGGAAGCUGCCAGGUUGAACUUCAAGCGUCACAGUUUAUCUUUUUAUUUCCAUAAAUACAUGGUGGUUUUCAGCGGCUUCGUCCAGCCAUGAAUGCCGAUAUAAAGAGAGAGCGGGAGAAUGCCACGUUUGACAUCGAAAAGAUGACCCACAUCUUGGACGGGUCGCCGGAAAAGACCAAAAGAAGACGAGAAAUCGAGUCGUUGGUUUUCAACGACCCAGACUUCGACGAGGAGGACCCGAACUUCCUGUCCCGCAGCGAGCGCUACGACCAGGCCGUCAGGAAGAGCGCUCAGAUGAUCCUGAAGAUGCGAGAGUUCGGCAUCGCCGACCCCGAGGAGAUCUACCACUACAAGAGCUGCGUGCACCCCGACAGGCCGUCUCCCCUGGACCUGCACCUGGCCAUGUUCCUGCCCACGCUGCUCAACCAGGCCGCCCCCGAGCAGAUGGACCAGUUCUUCAUGCCGGCCUGGAACCUGUCCAUCAUCGGCACCUACGCCCAGACCGAGAUGGGCCACGGGACCCACCUCCGUGGGCUGGAGACCACGUCCACCUACGACCCGGCCACGCAGGAAUUCGUGCUCAACAGCCCCACCGUCAGCUCCAUCAAGUGGUGGCCCGGAGGACUGGGGAAGUCGUCCAACCACGCCAUCGUGCUGGCGCAGCUGCACACGCUGGGCCGCUGCCACGGCCUCCACGCCUUCAUCGUGCCCAUCCGGGACAUGGAGACGCACCAGCCGCUGCCUGGCAUCGUGGUCGGAGACAUCGGGCCCAAGUUCGGCUUCAAUGAGGUGGACAAUGGCUUCCUGAAGCUGGAGAACGUGAGGGUUCCCCGCGAGAACAUGCUGAUGAAGUACGCCAAGGUGGAGCCGGACGGCGUCUACGUGAAGCCGCCCAGCGACAAGCUAACGUACGGCACCAUGGUGUUCGUCCGCUCCAUGAUCGUGGGGGAGUCGUACCGGGCGCUGGCCAAGGCCUGCACCAUCGCCAUCCGCUACAGCGCCGUGCGGCACCAGUCCGAGCUCCGGCCGGGUGAGCCGGAGCCCCAGAUCAUGGACUACCAGACGCAGCAGUACAAGCUGUUCCCCCUGCUGGCCUCCGCCUACGCCUUCGCCUUCGUGGGCCAGUACAUGACCCAGACCUACCACCGCAUCUCCGGAGACAUCAGCCAGGGAGACUUCAGCCAGCUACCCGAGCUCCACGCCCUGUCGGCCGGCCUGAAGGCCUUCACCACCUGGGAAGCAAACUUCGGCAUUGAGGUUUGCCGCAUGUCGUGCGGCGGCCACGGCUACUCGCGCAGCAGCGCGCUGCCGGACAUCUACGUGGAGUUCACGCCCACCUGCACUUACGAGGGCGAGAACACGGUCAUGAUGCUGCAGACGGCCAGGUACCUGGUGAAGAGCUUCCGGCAGGCCCGGGCCGGCCAGCGUCUGAGCGGCAUCGUGUCGUACCUGAACGAGCCGCAGGACCGGAGGCUGCAGCCGCAGGCGGCCGGGGCCAGGCCGGCCCUGGUGGACGUCAACGACCUGAGCAGCCUGGUGGCCGUGUACCGGCUCCGCGCCGCCGCCCUGGUGGAGAUGGCGGCUAAGAACAUCCAGCAGGAGCUGCAGCGCCGGGCCAGCCAGGAGGAAGCCUGGAACAACAGCGCCAUCGACCUGGUCCGAGCCUCCGACGCUCACUGUCACUACGUGGUGGUGAAGAUCUUCACGGAGAAGCUGGCGGAGGUCCGAGACCCGGCCGUGCACUCGGUGCUGUCCACGCUGGCGCUGCUCUACGCCCUGAACGGCAUCACCAGGAACUCCGGGGACUUCCUGCUGGCCGGGCUGCUGAGCGUGCCCCAGGUUCUGCAGAUCUCCGUCCGGAUCAAGGAGCUUCUGUCUCAGCUCAGACUCAACGCCGUGUCUCUGGUCGACGCCUUCGACAUCCACGACAAGAAGCUGAACUCGGUGCUGGGCCGCUACGACGGGAACGUGUACGAGCACAUGUUCCAGUGGGCGCGCCGCUCGCCCCUCAACGCCACCGAGGUCCACGAUUCCUUCCACAAGUACCUGAAGCCGCUCCGGUCCAAGCUGUGAGCCGUCGGGGGACCAGAGACCCGGCUGAGACCCCCAGCUCUGCAGGAAGCAGCUACGCAGUAAUUACAGUCACAUUAAUCCAUUAACAACUCACCAUAAUCAGCCCCCCGGCUCUCCGUGGUAGUAGAACACAACCAGCCUUUUAAAGGCCUUUAAAGACCUUUAAAAGGACUUUAAAGGCCUCCGGCCUGCAGACUAACCCUGGACGUCUGUAGAGACUCAGCAGGGGGGCUUGUAGUUGAGGGGUCCAACGAAAAGUAACGAACGUGAAGUUAAAACCCCCAAAAUAGCUUUAAGAAUCCUGAAAAACAAUCAAAACGUCCUCCACAGUCUUCGGCCGUCGGCUCUCUCAACAGAUCUUUACUGUUUUCUGUUCGUCUUCUGUUGAGCUGAGAGAUUUCAUCCACGAGCCAGAGAAAGAUAGAGGUCUCUUUUUUUUGUAAAAAUAAUAAUUGCAAAAUGUUGUGAAUUUGAGUGAAUCAUCAUUUAACCUUGAAAAUGGUACCAGAUUUACGUUUUUUGCAGCUGCUCGAAGCAUUAAAGAUGUUAAUUUAUCUCCAGCUGUUGUUCCUCAGACUGCACCUUAAACCGGGGGUUUCCAGCCGUUUCUGCACCGCCGAGCGGUUUAAUGACGACAAGUCGCCCGUUAAACGCUCGCCGGCGCCGGUUACGGUAGUUUAACGGUGUUUGAGGCGACACGACUCGGCGCUGAAGCUGGAAAUGUUUCACAAUGCUCACUGAUGACUGCUGUACAUGAUGAUGAUGAUGAUGCUGAUGAUGAUGCUGCGUUCAGGGUCAUCACGGAAGAUUGGAUGCCCUGGGGACCCCCUGCUUUAACGUUAAAUGGAAGAAGAUGAUGCUUAAGAAACACUUUGACUGUAAAAUUGCACUUUGAAUUAGUUUGUUUUUAUCGACGCUCCCUUUUCAGGAUGAAAUCCUGUUGGUCCAAAAGCUCUUAAAGGCAGGGUAAGCAGUAUUUGGAUGGAGACACAGAGCUAGCUCCUCCCUCGUCUGUGAUUGGCUGGGACGGUGUUUGUCAUCGUGUCUCAUGCACAGUGUGAAGAACAGGGUUUGGGGUGAGGAGACGUCGACUGAAUGGGGUAGAACUCGUCUGGAAUCACUUAAUGUGCUUCAUUUAAUCCUCGGCUCAAGUCUCGACCCUUGAGCCGAGGAUUAAAUUGAGCCCUUUGGGACUUUAAAGUCUCUUUAUAAGAAAAUGUUCACGCUUUUGUUAAUUUGGCACCCUGAGUGGUGGAUCAUGGGAGAGUUAUUACUUGUUUAAUUGUGUCGGAGGAGCAGAUUUUCUUCUGCAGAAGCGUGAACUUGGUGGUUUUUGACUUCUGCGCUUUAGUAUUAACCCUUCCUGCCUUUGGGGUUGAUUCAUAUCAACAAGGACCACCUGUCGGAUUCUUACGGAAGAGUAUUAGGGAAAAAUAAAAAUAAUAUUUUAGAGGGGGAAGAUUUUUUUUUUUUCAUUAUGCACUUCGAGAAAAAAGUCAAAAUGUCGCGAAAGAAGUCGAAAUGUUGAGAAAGAAGUCGAAAUGUUGAGAUUAAUGUUGAGAUUAAUGUUGAAGUACAAUUCUUUAUUCACAAAAUUUCUACUUUAUACACGAAAUUUCGACUUUUUUCUAGAAAUUGUAUUUCAACAUUAUUUUGACUUUUUUCUUGACAUUUGACUUUUUUCUUGAAGUGCACAAUAAAAAUCUAAAAUCUAAAAAUCUUCCUCCUCUCAAAUAUUGUUUUUGCAUGGCCCUAAUACUCUUCUGUAGAUUCUGGAUCAAUUAUUUCUUUUUGUGAUGGAUUUCAGAAUAAAAGCUCAACACGCCCCAGGCUCACACUGACUGAAAUUAUCAACAAAAUACUGAGUAACUUUAAGCGUUUAUGACUGUAACAGCAGUAUGAUUUAAAAAAAGGAGGAGCUUUAUUGUAAAGCCUCCCUAAAAAAAGCUGUGAGGAUGAUGUUCGUGGUAAAACGUGCCUGAGGAAGUUUCCUCCCUUAACUUCAUUAACAGAGAUUGUUCGCUCCCAAUAAUUUCAUCCCCGUCAUUUCAACUUAAGCUGUUAAUUAUUUAGUUCUUUGUGAAAGAUAGAAAUGUUAUUUCCAUGUAAUAACUGUUUGUUAAAUAUGUUUCACUGGAAUUUGUCAGGAUGAUUUUGUUGAUUAAUGACGAUUGUAAACAUGAUUUUUAAUGGCAUGACCUUAAAUAUAUUAGUAAAAAAAAUGAAGAAAAA
This is a messenger RNA of Cololabis saira (Pacific saury), 4331 nucleotides long. RefSeq names its product peroxisomal acyl-coenzyme A oxidase 1-like. Bases 114 to 2099 code for a protein of 661 amino acids. Gene Ontology annotation, biological process: lipid homeostasis; very long-chain fatty acid metabolic process; fatty acid beta-oxidation using acyl-CoA oxidase. The transcript is spliced from 14 exons. NCBI's taxonomy places the organism in Eukaryota, Metazoa, Chordata, Actinopteri, Beloniformes, Belonidae. The record is from RefSeq and is a predicted model, not a curated record. Gene Ontology annotation, molecular function: fatty acid binding; FAD binding. Gene Ontology annotation, cellular component: peroxisome.